AUGUGUGUACCUUUCUUCUUCCACCAGCUCUCUGAUGCUCUGUGUGGCUGUCCGUCCUCUGGUUCUACCCUCCAGGGAAGCAACAGCAUCUGGCCCAGCCAGAACCAAACAGGGGGUCCUGCCUGGCCCGGCCAACAACCCACCCAGCCCCCAUCUUGCUGGCCUGGGAAACCCAACACCCCCUGCUGGCCUGGGCCACAACCAUCCCAACCAGCCCCAGCUUCAGCCCAAAACUGGCCUGGUCCCCAACCACAACCACCCCAACCAGCCCCAUCCCAUCCCUGCAAGCCAUGCUGGCCUGGACCCCAGCCUCCCCAAUUCCAGCCCCAGCCUCCCCAACCACAGCCCCAACCUCAGCCUGCACCCCAGCCUUUUCAACCUACAGCUUCAGCCCCGGCUUCUUCCCAAGUCCCCAGCCAGCCUAGUGCCCCAAGGUGGCCGGUUACCCAAGGCCUUAUCCCAGGCGUUAACCCAGGGUCUGGAUGGCCUUUCAGCCCUGGUCAGUCUGGUUGGCCUGGUCAGAAUCCAGGUGGCUUUACACCUGCUCCACAGUGGACUCCAACGCCAGCUGGACAUCUGAGCGUUCCCUACAACCAGAACCUACAAAGAGGCAUCUACGACAAGAUGAUGAUCACCAUCAUGGGCCGGGUCAAACCAAAUGCUAAGCAGUUCACAGUGAACUUCGUGCGAGGUAAUGACAUCGCCUUCCACCUCAACCCUCGGUUCAACGACGGGGGUAAGCAGGCAGUGGUGAGGAACACCAUGGUGGGAGAGCACUGGGGGAAGGAGGAGAGGCACACACAGGGAGGCUUCCCCUUCAUGGCAGGACAGUCCUUCGAGAUGAAGAUCCUGGUUACGUUUGAGGAGUUCAAGGUGGCUGUGAACGGAGCUCAGCUGUUUGAGUUUAAACACCGCGUCAGAGAACUCAACCAGAUCGAUCGCAUCAACGUCCUCCAUGAUGUCACCCUCACCUACGUCACCGUAGACACAAUACCAUGACAUCAGCAUACAGCAUAUAACACCCAGCAUGUGCUAAAUACAUACAAUUCAUUAUUUGCACCUGUUUCAUGAUGAUGAUGAUGAUGAUGAUGACGACGACGACGAUGAGCUGUGUUCAUUCUGUGGUGCACACAUAGUACUGCGUUAAU
Molecule: messenger RNA, 1148 nt
Organism: Salvelinus fontinalis (brook trout)
Lineage: Eukaryota; Metazoa; Chordata; Actinopteri; Salmoniformes; Salmonidae
Product: galectin-3-like
Exons: 4
Coding region: 1-999 (332 amino acids)
Biological process (GO): positive regulation of calcium ion import; macrophage chemotaxis; neutrophil chemotaxis
Cellular component (GO): nucleus; immunological synapse
Molecular function (GO): laminin binding; carbohydrate binding; IgE binding
Source: RefSeq, a predicted model, not a curated record